GACGUCACUUCCGGGGCGGAGGAGACUGAGUGGUGCAGUGAGGGACAAACAAAAGGAGGCGCCGGAGGGGCCCGGAGACCGGUGGCCGGACGGAGCGGCGGGGGCCCGGGGGCUGCCUGCUGGGCGGCCGGGCGCGGCGGGCCCAGGGAGGCAGCUUCCAUGGAGCGAAAGAAAUGCCAGGAGCCUGCCCAGACAGAAGCGGGCCAGCGUCGGCACCGGCAGCCAGCGCGCAGAUAGCAGAGCCGUCCCCGGGACAUGGAAGCUGAGGCUGAGAGGGAAGAAGCAGUUUACCCAGACUCACCGGGAAAGAAGGUUGAACCAUGAUUCCGGUGACCGAGCUCCGCUACUUUGCGGACACACAGCCGGCGUACCGGAUCCUGAAGCCGUGGUGGGACGUGUUCACCGACUACAUCUCCAUCGUCAUGCUGAUGAUCGCAGUCUUCGGGGGCACGCUGCAGGUCACCCAGGACAAGAUGAUCUGCCUGCCCUGUAAGUGGGUCACCAAGGACUCCUGCAACGACUCCUUCCGGAGCUGGGCCGCCCCCGCCCCGGAGCCCGUCUACCCCAACUCCACCGUCCUGCCGAGCCCCGACACCGGCCCCACGGGCAUCAAGUACAACCUGGACCGGCACCAGUACAACUACGUGGACGCCGUGUGCUACGAGAACCGCCUGCACUGGUUCGCCAAGUACUUCCCCUACCUGGUGCUGCUGCACACGCUCAUCUUCCUGGCCUGCAGCAACUUCUGGUUCAAGUUCCCGCGCACCAGCUCCAAGCUGGAGCACUUUGUGUCCAUCCUGCUCAAGUGCUUCGACUCGCCGUGGACCACGCGGGCCCUGUCGGAGACGGUGGUGGAGGAGAGCGACCCCAAGCCGGCCUUCAGCAAGAUGAACGGCUCCAUGGACAAGAAGUCCUCCACCGUCAGCGAGGACGUGGAGGCCACGGUGCCCAUGCUGCAGCGGACCAAGUCUCGGAUCGAGCAGGGCAUCGUGGACCGCUCGGAGACGGGCGUGCUGGACAAGAAGGAGGGGGAGCAGGCCAAGGCGCUCUUCGAGAAGGUGAAGAAGUUCCGGACCCACGUGGAGGAGGGCGACAUCGUGUACCGCCUCUACAUGCGGCAGACCAUCAUCAAGGUGAUCAAGUUCAUCCUCAUCAUCUGCUACACCGUCUACUACGUGCACAACAUCAAGUUCGACGUGGACUGCACCGUGGACAUCGAGAGCCUGACUGGCUACCGCACCUACCGGUGCGCCCACCCGCUGGCCACGCUCUUCAAGAUCCUGGCGUCCUUCUACAUCAGCCUGGUCAUCUUCUACGGCCUCAUCUGCAUGUACACGCUGUGGUGGAUGCUGCGCCGCUCCCUCAAGAAGUACUCCUUCGAGUCCAUCCGGGAGGAGAGCAGCUACAGCGACAUCCCCGACGUCAAGAACGACUUCGCCUUCAUGCUGCACCUCAUCGACCAGUACGACCCACUCUACUCCAAGCGCUUCGCCGUCUUCCUGUCGGAGGUGAGCGAGAACAAGCUGCGGCAGCUGAACCUCAACAACGAGUGGACGCUGGACAAGCUGCGCCAGCGGCUCACCAAGAACGCGCAGGACAAGCUGGAGCUGCACCUGUUCAUGCUCAGCGGCAUCCCCGACACCGUGUUCGACCUGGUGGAGCUGGAGGUGCUGAAGCUCGAGCUGAUCCCGGACGUGACCAUCCCGCCCAGCAUCGCCCAGCUCACGGGCCUCCAGGAGCUGUGGCUGUACCACACGGCGGCCAAGAUCGAGGCGCCGGCCCUGGCCUUCCUGCGCGAGAACCUGCGGGCGCUGCACAUCAAGUUCACGGACAUCAAGGAGAUCCCGCUGUGGAUCUACAGCCUGAAGACGCUGGAGGAGCUGCACCUCACGGGCAACCUGAGCGCCGAGAACAACCGCUACAUCGUCAUCGACGGGCUGCGCGAGCUCAAGCGCCUCAAGGUGCUGCGGCUCAAGAGCAACCUGAGCAAGCUGCCGCAGGUGGUCACGGACGUGGGCGUGCACCUGCAGAAGCUGUCCAUCAACAACGAGGGCACCAAGCUCAUCGUCCUCAACAGCCUCAAGAAGAUGGUGAACCUGACCGAGCUGGAGCUCAUCCGCUGCGACCUGGAGCGCAUCCCCCACUCCAUCUUCAGCCUCCACAACCUGCAGGAGAUCGACCUCAAGGACAACAACCUCAAGACCAUCGAGGAGAUCAUCAGCUUCCAGCACCUGCACCGCCUCACCUGCCUUAAGCUCUGGUACAACCACAUCGCCUACAUCCCCAUCCAGAUCGGCAACCUCACCAACCUCGAGCGCCUCUACCUGAACCGCAACAAGAUCGAGAAGAUCCCGCCCCAGCUCUUCUACUGCCGCAAGCUGCGCUACCUGGACCUCAGCCACAAUAACCUGACCUUCCUCCCCGCCGACAUCGGCCUCCUGCAGAACCUCCAGAACCUGGCCAUCACAGCCAACCGGAUCGAGGCGCUGCCCCCGGAGCUCUUCCAGUGCCGGAAGCUGCGGGCCCUGCACCUGGGCAACAACGUGCUGCAGUCGCUGCCCUCGCGGGUGGGCGAGCUGACCAACCUGACCCAGAUCGAGCUGCGGGGCAACCGGCUGGAGUGCCUGCCCGUGGAGCUGGGCGAGUGCCCGCUGCUCAAGCGCAGCGGCCUGGUGGUGGAGGAGGACCUGUUCAACACGCUGCCGCCGGAGGUGAAGGAGCGGCUGUGGCGGGCCGACAAGGAGCAGGCCUGACCGUGCGGGCCGCCCAGCGCAGGGACCACCGGGCCUCCGCCCCGCACCCGGGCGCCCGCCUCGGCCCGGCAGGACGGGAGCUGGGCCAGGGGGCCGGCAGCACCUGAGGGGCUGGCCCCUUUGCCCGCUGAGACUGUGCCCGCAGGCGCCUGCGGGAGCUGGGGACCUGUGAUCUGUCUCAGAGCCGUGUCUGGACAAUCAGGCCGCCUCCCUGGAGGCCGUCUCUGCCCCAGGGGCUGAGCCAUGCAGAGGUCCGGGGACAUCACCUUAGCUCUUGGUAUUUAUUUUCUCCACCUCCGCUCCCUCCUCCAAUAACUCACACAUUCCCAAGGAACGCUCCCGUGGGGGUGUUGGAGGGAGGGGGGGCUGUUUUGCUUUCCCUUCUGUGGCGCCGCCAGCAUUUAGUGCCCACCGGGACCUGAGCAGAGUGGCCAGGGAGAUCACCCCGGGGUGCCGGGCUGGGCUCUGGGGCCCGGCGUGCAGAGCAGGCCACCAGGUGGGAAGGCCAGGCCUGGGGCUUGCCUCACCCGCUUUGGCUUUUUUUUUUUUUUUUUUUUUUUAAGUCACACUUUUUUUAAGCUUUGAAAACGGAGGGUUUGGGUAUUAAAAAGAAAAAACGUAAAAAAAAAAAAAAAAAAAAAAAAAGACACUAAAGGCCAGUGAGCUGGAGUCUCAGGGUGGGCGCAGCUCCCCGCGGGCGGCAGGACCGAGUGUUUCCUCCCGGGUGUCUUCCGAAUCUGCUGACCUUGGUCCAGAGUUCUCUUUGUUCCUCUCCUCCCCUGGGGGGCAGAGGGGGGGGACGUUGCUGUUUUGUUUUCCGUGUCUUGUUUUCCUUCUCCCCCAUGUGUCUUGGCAGGCGCUCACCGCUGUGGCCGCUGGCCAGAGGGAAUGUUCUGGAGCUGCCAAGACGGGAGGAGACUCGGGCUGGCUACUCCCCGGGCGAACGGUGCUCCCUCCUCCCUGCCCCUCGUCACAGUGUUAGGAGCCAGGAGGGCUGCCUCUCGGACUCUGCUUCCCCACCUCCUGUGUCAUGAGUGUGCCCGGUGCCACCCCUCGGCCCCGCUGCUCCCGUCCGCACAGACGGUGGGAGGAGGCGGGCGGCGGUGGGGAGGUCGCCCCCGGAAGAGGGGGCUCCCCAAGCCUGGCACCCGGGGCCCGCUCAGCGCCCGGGGGCGAGAAGCCCUCACUGUGGAUCGGUCAACGGGGUCCGCCUUAGAUCAAUCACUUGGACACUAAGGCACGUGUCAGCGUCUCUCGUCUGAACAAUCACGUCUCUGUCCCACUGUGUGUUCUGCGUCGCGUCAUUGAAUGUUACCCUCGGAAAUAACGCACACUAGCCUGACAACCACGAAGCAAUCCGUUACCUGUGGGUCUGAACUGUAGACUCGUUCGAAUAUCAAAUAAACCUGUAACAG
Molecule: messenger RNA, 4168 nt
Organism: Pipistrellus kuhlii (Kuhl's pipistrelle)
Lineage: Eukaryota; Metazoa; Chordata; Mammalia; Chiroptera; Vespertilionidae
Gene: LRRC8A
Product: leucine rich repeat containing 8 VRAC subunit A
Exons: 5
Coding region: 321-2753 (810 amino acids)
Molecular function (GO): protein binding
Source: RefSeq, a predicted model, not a curated record